ACCCAUUCCCAUAUAAUUGCAGUGAUGCCAAGUAAUUAUUACCGAUUUAAAUGUUGUAUUACGGGAUUAUGAAGUUUUAUUUCUUUAUUGCAGACACAAAGACAUUUAACAGGGUUCGUACGGUCCUUAGAAGUCCUUAAAAAGUCCUUAUUUUUGAAUACUGUUUUUAAGGGCCCUUAAAAGUGCUUACUUUUUUACGUUUGUCGUGUUGACUUUAGAAGUUACUUUUUCCUUUGUUACGCAUUGGAUGUUACGUAACGGUAGUAUGACUAUGUUUUUAUGGUACAAAUAUUGGGCCGAAUAGCUUAGUAAAUGUCGUACGAUGUACCAGAAUACUUUUGUUAGUGCACAAAAUAUACCGGAAUUAUCGGUUUACCGGCUUAUAGUGCUCAUAACUACUGAACAGAGCGCGCUGUAGUAGCUGUGUUAGUGUUUUGGCGCGUAAAUGCAGAAGUUUCGUUGUUUUGACUUGGUGUGAUUGUUUUUUCUUGUGAGAAAGGUUAUCUGCUAGUGAAUUUAUCUUGACCGUGAUGCCGGGGAAGUGUGUCUUUAACAUACUUUGGCUCAAAAAAGAGCAGUACAAAAAGUGGCUUUCCCGUGACCCAGACAAGCACAAGGCAAGAUGCCGAUUGUGCUGUAAAGUUUUCGAUAUAGGGAAUAUGGGCGAAUCGGCUUUGAAAGCACACAUGGCAGGGUCGAAGCACUCUUCAUUAGUUGAAGAGAAAACCAAGACCGUUGCGAUAAAAGAGUUUUUCAGUCCCAUGAACUUACCUAAUCAAACUUCUUCAACCUCAAAUGCUGCAGGUGUAUGCAAGCCAGCUACAGAAGCAAGUGGUAGUUUGAAUUUGUUUACCACUGGGAAAGACGUUCUGGAUGCAGAAAUUUUGUGGACUUUAAAGUGUAUUUGUAAUAACUAUUCGUACAAGUCUUGUGAGGAUUCAUCUCAACUUUUUGCUAGAAUGUUUCCUAGUCGCACGACAGUUCUCUUGCGGUGAAAAGAAAGUGGCAUAUUUGUGUCAUUUUGGUUUGGCUCCCCAUUUCCAGACACUUUUAUUCAAAUCUUUUCAGGACACUAGUCACUAUGUCUUGCUGUUUGACGAAACACUGAAUAAAAGCACCCAGCAAAAACAAAUGGACAUCCAUAUUAGAUUCUGGCAUACUGACAAUUCAGUGAGAACACGUUAUGUUACUUCAGCUUUCAUUGGUCAUGCCACAGCUGAUGAUUUACUGAAGGCGUUUUACAAAUGUACAGAGAAACUUGAUUUAUCAAAAUUGAUUCAGGUAUCAAUGGAUGGACCAUCAGUUAAUUGGAAGUUUUUCAAACUGUUGCAGGAAAACAUGAGAAAAGAGUUUAAUUUUGAGUGCAUUGAUGUUGGUUCUUGUGGGCUUCACACUUUGAAUAAUUCAUUCAAAAAGGGCGAAUCUGCAACAGAGUGGGGUAUUUCAUCUGUUCUGACAUCUCUUUACUCUUUGUUCAAAGAUGCCCCAGCACGAAGGGAUGACUUUGAAAAAUUAUCCACAACACAUAAAAUGCCAGUCAAAUUUUGCAGCUGCCGCUGGUUGGAAAAUGUUCCAUCAGCUGAACGGGCAUUAGAAGUUUGGAAUGAUGUAACAGAGUAUGUGGGAAAAGUUGAAAAAGGUGUACUUUCAAAAGUGACAUGCAAGUCCUUCGGUGUUGUCGCUGGAGCAACACAAGAUAACCUGAUGACUGUGAAGCUCAAUUUUUUUCUCUCCGUGGCAAAAGUUCUAAAGCCAUUUUUGGAAAAAUACCAGAGUGACAAACCAUUGUUACCCUUCUUCGCACAGGAUGUUCUUCAACUUGUAAAAAAGUGUGUUCAACUGUACAAAGUCUUGAAACCUGCUCAUUUUGAUCGUAUUUCUAGUGUUGAAAAAUUGAGCAAGUUUGAUUUUUCAAGGAAAAGUUUCCAUGCUUCAGCAAGUGAUGUUAGUGUAGGGUUUGUUGGAGAUAAACUUCUGAAAGAGAAACUCUUUAAACAACAGGUAACUGAAAAGCAAGUAGUGGUUCUAAAGUAUGAGUGCCAAAAGUUUGUUUUGACUAUGUUGGAGAGUUUGAUGGCUAAGUGUCCUGUAAAUUAUUCACUUGUGAAGAAUGCAGCCUGUAUUGAUCCAUCGCAAAUGGCAAGAGAUUCUGCUAGCUGUAGCCGUAAAAUGAAGUGUGUUCUUACAUAUUUUGUACAAAAGAAAGCGAUUGCAGCAGAGGAUUGUGAUGAUAUUUUAAUACAGUUCAAUGACUUCCUAGAGAAUGUUGUUUGACCAUCAUCAUCAGAGUUCCUGAACUAUGAUAGGAAUGAAGGUCUUGACAGCUUCCUUAGUGGCUAUUUUUUAAGAACAGCAUAUGGAAAGGUAUGGAAUGUCAUUAAAAUGUUGCUAAUUCUCUCACAUGGACAAGUAUCAGUGGAAAGAGGAUUUUCCAUCAACAAAGCCUUAGAAGUUGAAAAUCUGAAGGAAUCGUCUUAUGUAGCCCGCCGCACUGUACAUGACUACAUCACUUACUGUGGUACCAUACAUGACAUACCUAUUACCAAAGAAUUGAGGGCAUCUGCAUCAUCUGCCCGAAUGAAAUAUAUGCAGCAUUUGGAGGAGGAACGUGCCAAGAAAAUUGCUGCCAGUGCACAGGAGAAGACAAAGGAAAUGUUUGAUGAAAUUGAAGUUUUGAAAAAGAGGAGGGUUCUUUUGGAGAAGGAAAUUGACACAUCUGAAACAUCAGUUAAUAAUCUUUCACAAAAAGCAGAAACUUCCAGAAAUAUUGAACUGUUUAUCAAGUGCAAUGCUGUUAGGAAAGAAAUCUCUGUAAAGAAGCAGGAGCUGAGUGAUCUCAAAACUAAAAUUAGUGACUUGCAAAAUCUGACUAAAUAGACCUGGUUUCAAACUAAUUUCAUAUAAAGUACUUGACUAUUGAUUCACACUAGUGCCGUCUUAUCAUGGAGCUACGAACACUUUGGUGAAAACUGUUAAAUGUGUAAAUGUUGUAUUAUAAUUUUUUUACUAUCAAGUCGAUCAACAUAUAAGAAAGUUUGUGUUCGCAAAGUAUUUUUAAAUUGGUAAGUUCAAGGCGUUUGUUUAGGCCUAUUUUAAACUGCAUGACUAUGUAUAAUUAGUACUUACACCACUUGAUUUCUUUGUUAUAUUAAUACAUUUUUUGCCAACGUGCAGAAUAUUCUUGUUUUAAAACUUGUAGAUCAAUGCUAAAAGGUCCUUAAAAAAACUAUAACCAAGUCCUUAGAAGUCCUUAAAAGUCCUUAUUUUUUAAUGACCUAAGAGAGUACGAACCAUGUUUAAGGAGGAGUUAAAACUAGCUGUCAUCUACUUGUUCAGACAUUCUCAGAAUGACGCAAUACAUUUUGUACCAUAUAAUUCAUAAAUGUAGGGUCAUGAAAAAAUCCUGAUCACAAUAAACUCUAAAAAUAACACAAUUAAGAUGUUUUGAAGUUAAAAUAUGAUUUUCUAAUUUUUUUCAUCUUUUUCAUGAAUUUUUACCAAAGAAACUAAUGUUACAUUUUCAUGUCUUUCCCAUCUAACAUAAAGCAGUGCAUUGUAUAGCAAAAUGCAUGAGAUAAAAAUUGCUUGAAAUCUAUUUGCAAACAAAAUGGUACCUACAAAUAUUUUUGUAUCUCUAACCGUUUUAAUUUAAUUGACAAAUGUCCAUACGACGUGCUGGGUUGUUGUUUUGUACCUCUUCUCGCCAACACCAAGAACCAUUGCCGUAUCCUCACACCAGGCAGAGGGCAGGAACAGCGUAGUUAAAAGACUAUACGUUCUCUGUAUAAAUUGUGUUACUUAUGCCUGUUUUGACCACUGUUGUUUUUCUUUACUGCCUUUAAAAUGUCUGCAGAGGGCUGGAAGAGCUGAGUUGAAUCCCGAACCACCUCUGCAUGUGAAGUAAUGUCGUGAAGGCCCAGUGCACACAGUCCAGCAUCCCUGGGUGCCUAAAUGGAAGCAACUUUAUCGUGCCUGCGUGAUUACAUCCUGAUCGUGCAACCAUGGUUUUUCCAAACAUAACACAGUCUUGACAUCUGAACAUCUCGUACCUCCACCUGUAUGAUUGUUGUUCCCUCUGUGUGUCCCAUCCCUCUCCACCUCGUGUUGCGAGACGCAGAGUACAAUCUUUUUUUGUCAUAUUAGAAUCUUCAACUAGGUCGGUUGACACAAACGAGUCUGCCAGUGCAGACACGUGGUGACCAUUCACCACCACUGGGAUGCAGAUAAGAUCAUUUUCUCGGGCACUCCUCAUGCCAUUGGAACUGCUCGCGCGGGCAAAAUCUGCAGGAAUAUAUUAUAAGGUUGCCUCGCUGCUCUCGGUUGGAUUCCACUCCUUAACGUCGCUCUGGAUGCCCUCAUCAGCUGACUCCCGGUGGCCAGGACUCCAGAGUUGGAAAUCUGGGGCAGAACCUCUUCAUGAUGGUAACGAGCUGGUAGGGGCUUGUAGGUUAUCAUGGCAGUGGAUAACGCCAUAUUCCCUGGAACUGUAUUUGUUACCGGAAGCCCCAUCGGGAGUGAAAAGCCUAAACUGAAGGCAUGCAGGUUGCCUUCCACUGCGACUGCAUACUGCACAAUUAUACUAUGUCCUGGAGUGAUGCACGUCUCAUAUGAGCCCGUAUGUUGGGAAGCAUAAGUUCGAUGAUGCCCUCUGAGUGCUUUGUCGGAAACAGUGUGACUUGUUUUUUAAAUUUUGAUUAUAGAGUUCCACAUAACCUCUGUUGAUGACAUGGAAGGUUAACAAAAACACUAUAACCUAUGAACAUUCGAAACUUGUCGGAUCAUUUGUAUUUACUGUACUAUGUUAUUAUACUAAAGUAUUACAUACAUUUUAAAUGUAAUAAGUAUAGGUACAUAAAGUACAGAGUAUUGUCUGUAACACCGUGAUAAAUAAGAAUAAAUUAAGAAAUGCAAAUCUAUAGAUGUUGAGAGAGAUGUUACUAACUACUUAGUGAAUCUGAGUAUUUAUAAAGACCAAGGGUUUGCAGAUAAAUAAAUAGAAAUUAAAAACAACUUUAUAUGUUUCACUACCUAUUUUUCUGGUCUUUUAUUUUGGGGUAUUUUAUAAGCAUUUUAAUACUACAUUGAAUUAUUAACAUUAUCAAGCAAUGAAUAGAAAGAAAGGGCCCUUUAUACAAAAUGUACUUAAUCAAAGUAAGAUAAUUGUAUUAUAGUAAAUUAUGGAUUUUAAAUAGUUAUGAGUAUUGAAUAUUCAGUGCUUCUCUGAUAUUUUAAUAAAAAAAUAAGUAUGUGCAUCCCUUAACACAGGAGCUCAGAGAUGUCCCGGAAGAUGCACAUUGAGAGGACUUCCUCAGGAAUGCAGUAGAAAAGAGUUUAAAAUCUUGAAAAUCGUGAACAUCUUGAAACUUGUAAAAAUCGUAAACCCACUGCACAACAAAAGUAAUGCAGCAUAUUAACAUCAAAUGUAAAAGGCACAAAAACUGACGCAAGAUCGGAACAUCACAAAAGGGGUGCUAUAUAGAUGUUAAGAAACUUGAAGUUCCACUUACCGAUUAUGUGGGUUGAAAACAUACCGUCAAGACAUGAUGAGAUGAAUUUGGAACAUGUUAGUGUUCAAUUUAAGAAGUGUGGUUUUACACACUUGAAGAUUAAAAAAAAAAAGAUGAAAGAUGCCGGAAAAAUAACUACAUAAUUAUAAUAAAUAAAUUUUGGAAACUAUCCCAUCCUGUAAUGACAUCUUAAUUCACAUCCGGCACUCGCACUUGUACAACAAGAGAACUCAAACACUGGCGCGAAGGAUUCACUCUGUAGAGUCACAGCGGUGGCCGAGGGACGCAGGAAACAUAGUGUAUCAUUGCGCUGGGAGCCGAAAGUAGUGUGAGAGGGUCA
Messenger RNA from Bacillus rossius redtenbacheri, 5847 nucleotides. RefSeq lists its product as uncharacterized. Bases 1132 to 2274 code for a protein of 380 amino acids. The transcript has 2 exons. Lineage: Eukaryota; Metazoa; Arthropoda; Insecta; Phasmatodea; Bacillidae. The record is from RefSeq and is a predicted model, not a curated record.